GAAGUCACUGUUGCAGAGCAAAAAUGGCGCAGAGAAAAGAAAACGAGUCACUCACAGAGUCGCAAUCAAUCAGCUGAUGUUUGGUUAUGCUUGAUCGGAGCAAAAAUAUAGAGGAGUUGAUAUUGUAAAAGUAUGGCGGUCGGAGGCGGCGUUAAGGCGGAUGAGUUAGUUCCGUUUCCGGUGAAAGAUCAGCUUCCUGGCGUGGAUUUUUGCGUUUCCAGCUGUCCUUCUUGGCCCGAGGCUAUCAUUUUAGGAUUUCAGCACUUCAUAGUGAUGCUUGGGACUACUGUCAUCAUUCCGUCAAUACUUGUCCCGUUGAUGGGCGGUGGAAAUGUAGAGAAAGCUGAACUUAUCAAUACUUUACUCUUCGUUGCGGGAAUCACCACACUCCUACAGACUCUGUUUGGUACUCGGUUACCUGUGGUUAUUGGAGGAUCUUAUGCAUUUAUUAUCCCUGCCAUUUCCAUUACUUUAAGACGAAACACUAAUACUUUCACUGUAUUCCUAAGUCCUCAUCAGAGGUUUGAGCAAUCCAUGAGAGCUAUACAAGGAGCACUUCUUAUUGCUUCGUUCUUUCAAAUGGUUAUUGGUUUUUUUGGCUUCUGCAGAAUUUUCGCUAGAUUUCUUAGCCCUCUCGCUGUUGUUCCUCUUAUACUUCUGACUGGUCUUGGGCUUUAUGCACAUGGAUUUCCACAAUUGGCUAAGUGCAUUGAAAUUGGACUUCCAGCAUUGGUUAUCGUGGUCUUCUUAUCUCAGUUUCUUCCUCAUAUAAUAAAAACAAAAGGUCACAUAUGGGAAAGAUAUGCAGUUCUUUUCUCGGUUGCAAUCGUAUGGGUUUUUGCUGAAAUUUUGACAGUGGCUGGUGCAUACAACAAUAGAUCUCCCAAUACGCAAUUCAGUUGCCGUACUGAUCGUUCUGGACUCCUUAGUGCUGCUCCUUGGAUAAGGGUUCCAUAUCCAUUUCAAUGGGGACGUCCCACAUUUGAUGCUGGUGAUAUUUUUGCAAUGAUGGCUGCUUGUUUUGUUGCUGUAAUUGAGUCUAUUGGUACAAUUAUUGCAGCAUCAAGGUUUGGGAGUGCCACUCCUGUACCACCUUCUGUUCUCAGCCGGGGUAUUGGCUGGCUGGGGAUAGGAACUUUGAUGGCUGGAGCAUUUGGUACGGGGAGUGGCUUCACAGCAUCAGUAGAAAAUGCAGGCCUAUUGGGAUUAACAAGAGUUGGAAGUCGGAGAGUGGUUGAAAUAGCAGCAGGCUUUAUGCUUCUCUUUUCUGUCUUAGGAAAAUUUGGGGCUAUUCUGGCUUCAAUACCCUUGCCAAUUGUGGCAGCUCUAUACUGUGUCCUCUUUGCCUAUGUGGCUUCCGCAGGACUAGGAUUUCUCCAGUUCUGUAACCUGAAUAGCUUCAGGUCAAAGUUUAUCCUCGGCUUUUCUCUCUUCAUGGGCUUUUCCGUUCCACAAUACUUCAAUGAUUAUAUUCUAAUAUCUGGGCAUGGCCCUGUUCACACUCGCGCCAUCUGGUUCAAUGACAUAAUGCAAGUCAUUUUCACUUCCGCGGCAACGGUGGGAAUAAUCGUUGCAUAUUUCUUGGAUUGCACCCACAGCUUGACACACAGUGCGACUCGGCGUGACAGUGGCCGACAUUGGUGGAGGAAAUUUAGAACAUUUGAUCAAGAUAUAAGGAGUGAAGAAUUUUAUGCACUUCCUUACAACCUUAACAGGUUCUUCCCUUCAUUUUGAUUUGGAAGAAAAUGAUUGUCAUCAAUAGGCACAGAAAUAGAGAAAUAUCACCAAUUUAUUGCAUUAUAUUUGGAAAAUAUGUUUAUCUAUACAUAGCACAAAAUGUAUAGAGUACAGUUAGGCUAAUAGAGAUGCCUUGAAAAUUAAUUAUUUAAUUGGGUCGUUUUGGCACAAAAUGACCCUAAUGUAUACCCGUGUUUCUUGUGUAGAUGAUAGUUUUACUUGAACCAUUAAUUCAACGGCAAUUAAUUUCAAAUA
Messenger RNA from Mercurialis annua (annual mercury), 1992 nucleotides. RefSeq names its product nucleobase-ascorbate transporter 4. Gene Ontology annotation, molecular function: transmembrane transporter activity. NCBI's taxonomy places the organism in Eukaryota, Viridiplantae, Streptophyta, Magnoliopsida, Malpighiales, Euphorbiaceae. Gene Ontology annotation, biological process: transmembrane transport. The coding region runs from base 133 to 1734 and encodes 533 amino acids. The transcript has 15 exons. Gene Ontology annotation, cellular component: membrane. The record is from RefSeq and is a predicted model, not a curated record.